Corylus avellana is the source of this 2238-nucleotide messenger RNA. RefSeq lists its product as uncharacterized. The record is from RefSeq and is a predicted model, not a curated record. NCBI's taxonomy places the organism in Eukaryota, Viridiplantae, Streptophyta, Magnoliopsida, Fagales, Betulaceae.
AAUCACAUGAAAAACAGAACCAGUCUUUGAAACCCGUUGCAGACUGUUGACUCUUCUCUGAGUCCUCUCUCUCUCUCUCUCUCUCUCUCUUUACCAAAAUUUUCUUGCACUUUCCGGGAAAAUCUCGGAGCAGGUUGAUGGCAAAUAAGACAAAUGAGGAUUUUUAUUACAACCUCUCAAGGAAAGAGCUUCAAAGUCUCUGCAAAAAAUAUGGAUUGCCUGCUAAUAGAUCACAUUCCGAAUUGGCAACAUUGCUGAUAUCAUACUUAGAGAACAAGAAUUUAAAUUCAGUAUCAUCAGUUGAAAGUUUAGAUGGGAUCAAUGAGACUUCGCCUCCUACUUCAUCAAUACCACAACUGAAGCCUGGAGCAGAGUCAGACCCUGCUGUGGAUGCCAAAAAAGAUGGCCAUGGAUUCAUCUUGUGUCUUAGAGAGGAAGAGAAAAAGGGCAAUUACUCUCAAACUACUAAAUCCAAUGAUUUAGCUUGUUGCUUCGGAGCUAAAUACCAUGAUAAGGAUUGCGUAGGUGGUUCAAUAUAUAAUCUUCCGGAGAUGUCUCAUUCUAACAUUGCUUUCCAAUGUGACAAAAGUAGUUUAAACCAUAAAGAGCCCCUAAGAGAAAGCUCUGGAAACACUUAUUUGGGUUUUGCAAGAGAUGGCACAGAGGAAAAUAUGCCCCAGAUAAAAGGUAGAAAUAUAGAUGUCAGUGUAUGUCCUGUAGAAAAUGACAUUGCUUCCUCUAUGAAAAGUUCUAGAGUCUCUUCCACUUCUUUUGAGUUUCAUGUCAUGUCAGAAGAGGGGAUUAAUCUUCAUGUUGAUUUGAAUUCAAGCCCAUCAGAUUGGGCUAAAAGAUUCAAGAAUGAGGUUGACAUAUGCAAGGGUGUUCACGGGAACAGGUCACCGAGUUUCCAUCAGGGCCUUGGGCACUUUGGAGAGACUGAUAAACAAGUAAAAAAUUCCUGUGUAUGGAAUAUGGAUUCUGGGCAAAUCAACAACAGUCAUGUACCGACAACAUUUUCCCCAAGUUCUAAAACGACAGAAAAUGAUCAUAUGGGUUUUGAACAACCAGAUAAAGGUGAUGCAUCUUUACUAUCCUGUGCAAUAGUGCCUUGCAGCGUGGUCAUAGAUGUGUCUGAGAAUUCGAAGAAAGAUCAAGUGCUUAUCCCAUCUGAACCAAAUUCUAAUACACAGGACCAGAUAAAUUCUGCUGCUGAGUCCUGUGCUAAAGAUCAGUGUACUGUAAUCCUUGAUACAAAUGCAACUGACACUCCACCGAUAAAGUCAGCAUGUAAUUCUGUUGUCAACUCAAUGUCUGAUGGUCCACUAAGUCCUCUCCAGUUAAAGGAUCAAAAUUCAAACUUUGUUGAUGAAAUUUUUGAGAACUCAACUCUGCAGAACAGUUGUAGUAUUGUGAAUCCCAGUUUGGUAUAUCCUGGAUGCUCGGCUAGUGGUUCCAUGGAGAUGCCAACAUCAGAAGUUGCAAGUUGCCAUAAAGAUGCAUCAUGUUCACCUUAUGGCAAUGGUGGGUUCCUGGAUUUGGUUGAUCCGAAGCUUAAUACAGAGACAGAACAAGGAGGACUAGCCAACUCAAGCGAGCUUGAUCAUGACACUUGCAGGAAUCUUUUGCCAACAUGUGUUGAAGAGUGGGAGAGAAGCAACAUCAUCAAUGGAAGGGAGAGUUCAGAAUGCUCACAAAUUGAUAACUCAGUUGGGAGGACUUGUUUAAGCUCUAAUGAUAUGGAAUCUAAGGAACUUCACAAAAAGAGGAAACAUGUAGAUAGAGAAGAUAAAAUCUCCUAUUAUAAACCUGAUGCCAAGAUUUUAAGAAGCUCAAAGCAUAGUCGGAAAGUCCUUCCAAGAAGAUCCAUGCGGCUGAUAACUAAGUGAGUUCAUGAAGUUCAUGCGGGCCACAAAAGAAUCAUUGGCUUAAGUGAAAACAUAUUUCAUUUUCCCUACUGGGAGUACAGUUUAUAGUCUCUACAUUCUUUGGGGAAACAUUAUACCGACUUAACAAACGACAAGGUAGUCUUUAAACUUAUUUUCUUUUCUUCCUUCCCCCUACAGUUGUCACAAAGCCAAUAGAAAAAUUCAUUGUUGUGCUGGUGUAUCAGGUUUUUGAAAAUUGAACUCUGUAAUACUAUAUUCAUCUGGGUUUCGUAGUUGCUUCUAUUCAUUAAUGUAUUGACAUGCCACUUCUUUCUGCUACAUGAAUAUAAUAGAGAAACUGAACUUGGCCCUA